This is a messenger RNA of Mugil cephalus (flathead mullet), 1209 nucleotides long. Its product is annotated as DNA translocase FtsK-like. The coding region runs from base 171 to 1100 and encodes 309 amino acids. The transcript has 7 exons. Lineage: Eukaryota; Metazoa; Chordata; Actinopteri; Mugiliformes; Mugilidae. The record is from RefSeq and is a predicted model, not a curated record.
UGAUUAGGUUGAAUUUGUCUGGUUCUCCCUGCAACGCGAUUGGUUGUUCCACUCGGUGGGAAAUGCAUAAGUCAAUGCUGCCUGCCAUGGGCUUUCAGUGAAUUUGCUCUCAGUGAUCUUCUGGCACAGUUUUCAUUGAUUCUUGUGGAAAGCAACUAAAACCACUGGAUAUGAUUGUCAUAAUUCUCCUGUCGUGUUUCUCCAUGAUGGCGUCUGUCACCCCACGCGUCCUUCCUCUCUCGCGGUCGCAAGGAGGAGCCACUCAAGGGGAUCAGCCUGCUGAGGCCGCAAAUCAGGAUCUGGAAACUCAGACGCCGGCCUCUCUUCUUCCCGGUGCAGAGCAGCCGCAGCAGGGGGUUCCCCAGCAGCUGGAUCCUCAGACAGACACUCAGCUCAAUCCUUCACGGCAACAAUACACCCGGUUUCCAAAAGAGGGCAGUCCACCGGUUUUCCCCCCGCAGCCGAGCACCAAUGGAGCCCAGCUGACACUUCCACAGCAGCCUCUGGUUUUUCCACCUUACGGAUACUUCCCUCUGUUCUCAUCCCCCUAUAGGGAUCAGCUGAUCUACCCUUAUGGAUUUCCAUCGAUUCUUCAAUCGGCUCUGCCGCAAACGCCAGCGUAUCAAACCCCAAAUAGUCCUGUGUUACCUGCAGUAAAUGCUGCAGGAGCAGCGGCUCCCUCUGGACAUACACCUCCCCUUUUGCAGCCGCAACAGCCGCAGAAUCCCCAGAUUGUGUACAUGCUACAGCAGCCUAUGAACCCUGCACUUGGCGCCCUCAGCUCGGAGGAACUCGAGAUGGCUGCUAAGAUGAGCCAGUUGGGUGUGUACAUACCCAAUCUGCUCCCAAACCUGCCUGUAGGAGCCGUUCAGCCUCAGAGCCAGGCCACUGGGCUCACAAACCCGCAACAGCAAGGCGUGGCGCCGACCGUGGGGACCUCAGCAGCUGGAAUCAAACAGAUACGGGGGCCGAAAUGCUCUGGAUCACAUCUGAACGCUAACCAUGUCCCCGCGGGGUUGGAGGGAGCCGAGCAGGAGGUGGUCACCUUCCAAAAACCUGCUCAACCCAAACUCCAACCUACACAGAGAAACCUUAGUUAGGAUGGAAACUUAUAGCAGAGAUAAUCCAUAACACAUUGAGAGGAAACUAAAACAGUUAGACCAGUUAUUUGUCAGUCAAGCACAUUACUAACCAUGAAUAUUUAUUUCA